This is a messenger RNA of Sphaeramia orbicularis (orbiculate cardinalfish), 852 nucleotides long. RefSeq names its product trace amine-associated receptor 1-like. Bases 1 to 852 code for a protein of 283 amino acids. Gene Ontology annotation, biological process: G protein-coupled receptor signaling pathway. Lineage: Eukaryota; Metazoa; Chordata; Actinopteri; Kurtiformes; Apogonidae. Gene Ontology annotation, cellular component: membrane. The record is from RefSeq and is a predicted model, not a curated record. The transcript has 3 exons. Gene Ontology annotation, molecular function: trace-amine receptor activity.
AUGUCUGUUUCACUGAUGGAAACACAUGAAGAAGCAGAGCUCUGUUUUCCAGAACUCCUCAAUGCCUCCUGCCUGAAGCCAGUGCUUUCUCAGACCAAUGCUUUGGUCUAUCAGAUCCUGCUGUUCAUCUUCUCUCCACUCACUGUGGCUCUCAACCUGGUGGUCAUCAUCUCAGUCACCCAUUUCAGACAGCUCCACACACCCACCAACCUCCUCCUCCUCUCUCUGGCUGUGUCUGACCUCCUUGUAGGCCUGGUGCUGAUGCCGGCAGGAAUCCACCUACAGCUGUCCUGUUGGUUUCUUGGUGACUCCAUGUGUUCUUUGUAUAUAUUUUUUGCUUGUUUGUGUGUUUCUGCAUCAGUAUUAGACAUGGUGCUCAUCUCAGUCGACCGCUAUGUUGCUAUCUGUGACCCUCUUCAUUACACUAAUAAGGUCACUAUGAAAAGAGUUAAAGUUUGGGUUUGUCUCUUUUCUGCCAUUAUUGCUCUGUACAUGAGUGUGUUUGUGGUGGCUGUGUCUCAGGCUCAUGCCAUGCGUUCUCACAUCACAUCCAUCACAGCCCAGCGUUCAGGGAAGGCCGUCGCCAACAAAUCUGAGCUGAAAGCAGCCCGGAGUCUUGGUGUUCUUGUUGUUGUCUUCUUAAUAUGUUUCUGCCCUUAUUAUAUUGUGACUCUAACAGACAACUCAUUUAUUCCUUUAUUACCCUCUUAUAUGCAUUUUAUUAUGUAUUUAAAUUCAUGUGUAAAUCCUCUGAUUUAUUCCUUAUUCUACCCAUGGUUCAGAAAAGCUGUUAGACUAAUAUUCACUUUGCAGAUACUGCAGUCUGACUCUUGUGAUUCCACCAUGGUCUAG